AAUCUACCGAAAGAGAAUGGACAUGCUCAUGUUGCCACCCAUGGUUUCCAGGGAAGUAAUGGCGUGAAAGAGUUCCCAAAAGAUAACGUCGGUGCAACUUUUACGCCCGAGUUAGAUGAUGAAGAAGAUGUCUCGAAGAAUGAAUUUUCAAGUCUGAAAUUGCUGAAUGGGAGUGCUGAAGAUUCAUCAGUACCUUUGUCUAAGGAAGAACCCAAGAAGGCCUCUAUUGGACCGGUUAUUCCUGCUAUCCACUUACUUCCGCACGGGUUAAUAAACUCGGGGAAUUUGUGUUUUGUCAAUGCAACCGUGCAGGCUCUCCUAUCCUGUUCACCUUUUGUUCAUCUUCUGCUGGAGCUAAGAAAUCAAAACCUUCCUAAGGAUGGCUAUCCCACCUUGACUGCGUUUGUGGACUUUGUCUCUGAAUUUGACAUGCCAAUUGGUUCAAACUUGAAGAAGAAAGAUACCAAUGUUCUUGAUAUUGGCAAGCCCUUUAAGCCUGUCAUGUUUGAAGGAGUUUUGAAGAACUUCACUCCAGAUAUUUCUUGUGGCAUAUCAGGAAGGCCAAG
Molecule: messenger RNA, 566 nt
Organism: Morus notabilis
Lineage: Eukaryota; Viridiplantae; Streptophyta; Magnoliopsida; Rosales; Moraceae
Product: ubiquitin carboxyl-terminal hydrolase 24-like
Exons: 2
Biological process (GO): protein deubiquitination
Molecular function (GO): cysteine-type deubiquitinase activity
Source: RefSeq, a predicted model, not a curated record